AUGGCCAAUAAAGGGACACUUUCCCUCUUAUGGUUCCUGACCUGGUUGGAUUGUCUGCCUGCUAGACAACAUGUAUGUGUGUAUAUUCAGCGUUCAACUGAGCCCUGUUUCCAAGGUAACCUGAAACCAGACAGGAAUCACGGUUCUCGCUCCGGUCAGCGUAAAGGCUCUUCUAAAGGCCAGUCAUCGGACGUUGUGUAUGUAGUGGGAGGAUGGAGUAAGGACAGCCCCUCGUGUCCAGUAGAGCAGUUCUGUAGUCAGUAUAAUGAGUGGAAGAUGACCACGCCCAUGCUCCGCCACCGUGGAGACGCUGGCGUGUGUGCAAUGGGUGGGUUCAUUUACACAGUGGGCGGAGCUGAUGAUCUCACCUGUGUGAGCAGUGUGGAGAGGUAUGAUCCUGAGUAUAAUUCCUGGUGUGGUGAUGUGGCCCCCCUCUCCUCACCCCGUUCCAGAGUGUGUGUGGUAGAGAUGGAUGGCUGUCUCAUCGCUCUGGGGGGUUACGAUGGGACCACCUGCACCAAUGCUGUAGAAAGGUAUGACCCUGUGAGGAACUCUUGGUGUAAAUUAGCUCCGAUGUUAAGGAGGCGUGCGGGGGCAGCAGCUGCUGUACUGGAGGGGCUCAUUUACGUUGUUGGGGGAACUGAUGGAGACACACCCCUUGACACAGUGGAGAGGUUCAGUCCUGUAGAUGGGGGGUGGUCUCUGUGCCCCCCGAUGCUGAGUGUGAGAGAGGGUGGGGGGUGCUGUGUGUAUUCGGGCUGUCUGUAUGUUGCGGGAGGGAGAGAUGAGCUCGGUCUGGCUCUCAGCAAUGUGGAGAAAUACGACCCGCACACAGGUCGCUGGAGCCCCGCCAGAGCCAUGAGGAACAAGAGAUACCAGGUAUCUCUGAUAGUAUUUAAUGGAUUACUGCUGGCUGUUGGAGGAUCUGAUGGAGUAAGUGACUUAAAGACUAUGGAGGCUUAUGACCACGAGGUGAAUUCCUGGAGACACUUUGGCAGUAUGAAGUCCAAACACCCCGGUGGUCACGUUGCAGUGGUCAAGGCUUUGUGAAAUCUCUGUUAGUCACACAUGCUGAAAGAAACAUCGGGAAGCAGAAAGCCAAUCAAUCGUCCUAUUGAGUUUGUUAUGUCUAGCCAACGAUUUCUGAACAAAGCAUAGAGCCUCUACAGCCCACUGUGAACUGAAAAAGAGGAGUCUGAGUGCAGCGUUUACAUGUGAUACAAGCAAUAAAGUAA
This is a messenger RNA of Colossoma macropomum (tambaqui), 1235 nucleotides long. Its product is annotated as kelch-like protein diablo. Gene Ontology annotation, molecular function: protein binding. The transcript has 8 exons. The coding region runs from base 1 to 1050 and encodes 349 amino acids. The record is from RefSeq and is a predicted model, not a curated record. NCBI's taxonomy places the organism in Eukaryota, Metazoa, Chordata, Actinopteri, Characiformes, Serrasalmidae.